AUGUUUGCACCAACCAAGCAGCUCGAAACCGCAACAGCCACUCUUCCCACUCAGCCACCUGCCGAUACAGCAACACAAGGGGCAUCCAUUCCUGCUCCGACUGAGACUAUCUCCCAGCUAGCACCUCAGCUCGCUCCGGAAGUGCCUCCGGCUGUGCCCCCGGCUGUGCCCCCGGCAGCACUUGAACCUGUCCCGGAAGUACCUCCAGCACCAGCCUCGAAUGUUACCCAGUCAGAGCCUCUGCCAGUAGCUGAGCCAGCUUUACAAGUACCUACCAUAGAACCAGUGGCGACAGAACCUGUAGCGCCUCUUCCUACAGUAUCGCUUCCUGAAGCGUCACCCCCCACAGCUUCAACUCCUGAAGGUUCGACUGCUACAGCACCUGUUCCUGAGGCGCCACUCCCCACAGCGCCUCUACCAGUAGCAUCGCUUCCUACGUCGUCUCUUCUCGUGACGUCUGUGCCAGCAGUACCUCUUCCCGAGAACCAGCCGCCCAUAGCUUCACUUCCAGAGAAGACGCUCCCCACAGUGCCUCUUCCUGUGACAUCGAUUCCUACAGCGUCUCUGCCGGUAACAUCGCUUCCUAUAACUUCACUCCCUGAGGCGUCUCUACCGGUAGUGUCUCUUCCAGUAGCAUCACUUCCUGAGGCAUCUCUCCCAACAGUGCCUCUUUCAAGUGUACCAACGGCCCUUCCCACUGCAGGGACAGAAUUACCUCUGCCGGCUCCUACUGCACCAUUACCUGCCGCUGCGCCCGGGACACUAGCAAAUGCAGCAUCAGGAUUGGCUCCGUCGGUUGCAACGACUACUAAGUGA
This is a messenger RNA of Bipolaris oryzae ATCC 44560, 816 nucleotides long. RefSeq lists its product as uncharacterized. The record is from RefSeq and is a predicted model, not a curated record. Bases 1 to 816 code for a protein of 271 amino acids. The transcript is spliced from 2 exons. Lineage: Eukaryota; Fungi; Ascomycota; Dothideomycetes; Pleosporales; Pleosporaceae.